Sabethes cyaneus is the source of this 1289-nucleotide messenger RNA. RefSeq lists its product as uncharacterized. Bases 17 to 1279 code for a protein of 420 amino acids. The record is from RefSeq and is a predicted model, not a curated record. The transcript has a single exon. Lineage: Eukaryota; Metazoa; Arthropoda; Insecta; Diptera; Culicidae.
UAAGUCAGGUUGUGAAAUGGCUUCGCUGUUGCUAGAUGUGUUACCGAAAUUUGCCCUUGCUAAGCUGGCACAGAUUGCCGGCGAGCAUGGUUUCCUACCGGAUGCCUACCAGAUAGAUUGUACACCCGGUUCCAACGAUGGCGAUGGUUACAUAGCGCGGAUUGUCCGCGUUACGAUCCGUGGCCAACGGUGUAAGGACGGAGUUGCGAAGGCCGAUCAGGAGUUAUCGCUGAUUUGCAAGUUUCCCUUUGACGAUCACCAGCAGCGGGAAAAGUUUAACUCGAUGUUGCUGUUUGAACGGGAAGUGUACGUUUAUCGUGAAGUUCUACCGGAGUUGACAAAAAUUCAGCUGGAUCAUGGAUUAAAGCAAGGCGAUGAUGUGGGGUUCUGGAGCUUCCCGCACUGUUAUUGGGGGAUGUUCGACAAGGAGCAACAGGAGUCGAUAUUGAUUUUGGAAGAUUUGAAAGCACGUGGCCUGGAGAUGAAAGAUAAAAAUGUGCCAUCCGACUACGAGCAUGUUGAAACGUUGAUGAUUGCAUUGGGUAAGCUGAAUGCUUGUUCGUUCGCAUUGAAAGAGCAACGUCCAGACAUAUUCGAAAAGGUUAAAAAACUUGACGAUCUUCUGUGUACGGUCAUGACAACGGAGCAGACAAAAACGUUGGCGCGCAGAAAUUGCGAGCUGGCGGCCUCGAUUUAUACCGGUGACAAUGAAACCGAUAAAUACUGGAGAGACAAAUUUCUGUCGCUGAAGGAUUCACUGUGGGACAAAACACGCACUCGCAUUGCAGGUCAGAGGGCAGAACCAUACGCUGCCCUGAAUCACGGAGAUUGUUGGAUUAACAACGUUAUGUACGGAUAUGAUCAAACGACCGGGAAAGUAAAGGAAAUCGUUAUGUUGGACUGGCAGAUGGCUCGCUACAGUUCUCCAGCGCUAGAUUUUACGAACUUUAUCUAUCUUUGCGGGCAGAUUAGCUUAAGAAGAGAAAAGUUUAAUGAUUUAAUAAAAACUUUUUACGGAGCGUUUUCCACGACCUUGGAAAAGUUAGGUGGCCAACCGAGCCGGUCGUUACCUUUGGAAACAGUACUUCUUCAUGUUCAAAAGUUUGGUGCACAAGUUCUGGCACUAGGAACGUUUGCUAUGCCCAUUAUGACUAAACUACCGGAGGAGUUUUUCGAAAACGACAAUCGCUACAAACAGGAAUUUAAGCCCCAACUUACAGUAUAUACAAAUAUGAUGAAAGAUUUCAUUUCAGAUUGUGGCAAAUUUGACGAAUUAUAAUAAAUCAUCU